ACUCCAGAGUCACCUGCAAGAUGCUGGUGGUCCUGCUCACAGCAGCCUUGCUGGUUCUGAGCUCAGCUCAGGGCAUAGAUGAAGAAGUCAUCUAUGAAGACUCAUCUCAGCAAUUAGUUGAAAUACAAGAAAAGCAGCAGGGACAUGGCCAACAUCAUCCAAAACCACCUCCUGGUGGAUUCCCUCCAAGACCUCCUGCUUCUGAUGAAAAUGGUGAUGGUGAUGAUAACGAUGAUGGUGAUGAUGAUGGCAGUGGGGAUGAUGUAAACAGACCAGAGAGACCACCGCAGCACGGAGGCAAUCACCACCAUCCUCCUCCAGGACACCACCACGGCCCACCCCCACCAGCAGGUCCUCAGAGACCCCCUCAGCCAGGAAAUCCUCAAGGCCCGCCCCCUCCUGGAGGCCCACAGCAAAGACCCCCUCAAGGACCACCCCCACAAGGAGGCCCUCAGAGACCCCCACAGCCUGGAAGCCCUCAAGGCCCGCCCCCUCCUGGAGGCCCACAGCAAAGACGUCCUCAAGGACCACCCCCACAGGGAGGCCCUCAGAGACCCCCACAGCCUGGAAGUCCUCAAGGCCCGCCCCCUCCUGGAGGCCCACAGCAAAGGCCCCCCCAGGGACCACCCCCGCGCGGAGGCCCUCAGAGACCCCCUCAGCCUGGUAGCCCUCAAGGCCCGCCCCCUCCUGGAGGCCCUCAGCAAAGACCCCCUCAAGGCCCACCCCCACAGGGAGGCCCUCAGAGACCACCUCAGCCUGGAAACCCACAAGGACCACCCCAGCAGGGAGGCCAGCAACAGUCAAGUUUCCUGCGGUCAUUUUCUGCAUAACCAUCUGGUUUCUGAGCAGAGAGAAGGUGAACAAAAGACAGAUGCCUUCAAUAUCAUUCCUGUAGAAAAGUGAUUCCAAUAAAAUAUUUAGCAUACAAUCAU
This is a messenger RNA of Rattus rattus (black rat), 932 nucleotides long. Its product is annotated as proline-rich proteoglycan 2. The coding region runs from base 21 to 830 and encodes 269 amino acids. The transcript has 5 exons. The record is from RefSeq and is a predicted model, not a curated record. Lineage: Eukaryota; Metazoa; Chordata; Mammalia; Rodentia; Muridae.